Messenger RNA from Vigna angularis (adzuki bean), 2305 nucleotides. RefSeq names its product U4/U6 small nuclear ribonucleoprotein Prp31 homolog. Gene Ontology annotation, cellular component: precatalytic spliceosome; U4/U6 x U5 tri-snRNP complex; U4 snRNP. The transcript has 10 exons. Bases 462 to 1895 code for a protein of 477 amino acids. NCBI's taxonomy places the organism in Eukaryota, Viridiplantae, Streptophyta, Magnoliopsida, Fabales, Fabaceae. Gene Ontology annotation, biological process: mRNA splicing, via spliceosome; spliceosomal tri-snRNP complex assembly. The record is from RefSeq and is a predicted model, not a curated record.
AAAAAUACGGGGCUAAUGAGUGUAACCGUUGCCUCUUUCUUAAAAAUAACAGUGAAAAAACCUGUUUUCCCUCCAGCAAUUCUCACUGCGUUCCCCUCUCAGUUCCCCUCCACCCUAUUAAUCUUUUUCACACCACCGUCUCCCUCUAAUCACCACCGUGUCUCCCUCUAAUCACCAUUGCACCGCCCCACUUCGUUUCCCUCUCAGCACAGAACCCCCUUCUUCAUCUACCUCUCAAACCAGCGCAGCACUUCGCCUGAGUUUUGUGCGUCCCCAUCAACACCACCGUGCGUCUCCCUUUCUACCACAGACGUGAAGUUCGUGAAUAGCGAAUGAAAUGUUAGGUCUUUCACGCGUGCUUUCAUCCUUGAUUCUCUAAUCCUAUUUUCUGAGUUCUGGAAGGUCAUUAACCAGAAUACCAAUUUACAACAACAUCGAUUCUACCCACCUCGUCCAUAGACAUGGCUACCCUUGCUGAUUCUUUUCUUGCCGACCUCGAUGAACUCUCUGAUAAUGAGGCCGAAAUUCUAGAGAAUAACGAUGUUGAUGCUGCUGACAUGGAAGAGGAUGUUGAUGGUGAUCUGGCUGACCUAGAAAACCUCAACUAUGAUGACUUGGACAGUGUUUCCAAGUUGCAGAAAACACAGAGGUACAUUGAUAUUAUACAGAAAGUGGAAGAGGCCCUUAAAAUGGGGUCAGAUGUCUCCACUCAGGGACUGGAUCUAGAAGAUGAUCCUGAAUAUCAAUUGAUUGUGGAUUGCAAUGCUCUGUCAGUUGACAUUGAGAAUGAAAUUGUUAUAAUCCACAAUUUUAUUCGUGACAAAUAUCGAUUGAAAUUUCCUGAGCUUGAGUCAUUGGUGCAUCACCCAAUCGAUUAUGCACGUGUUGUUAAGAAGAUAGGAAAUGAAAUGGAUUUGACUCUUGUUGAUUUAGAAGGGCUUUUACCCUCAGCCAUCAUAAUGGUUGUGUCUGUUACUGCUUCAACUACAACUGGCAAGCCUCUUCCGGAAGAAGUCCUUAGUAAGACUGUCGAGGCCUGUGAUCGAGCACUUGAUCUUGAUUCAGCAAAGAAGAAAGUUCUAGAUUUCGUUGAGAGUAGAAUGGGCUACAUUGCACCCAAUCUCUCUGCUAUUGUUGGAAGUGCUGUUGCAGCUAAACUCAUGGGCACAGCUGGUGGUCUGGCAUCUCUAGCAAAGAUGCCUGCUUGUAAUGUUCAGCUUCUUGGUGCCAAGAAAAAGAAUCUUGCUGGGUUCUCCACAGCAACAUCACAAUUUCGUGUAGGAUACCUUGAGCAAACAGAGAUAUUUCAGACUACUCCUCCAUCUCUAAGGAUGCGAGCAUGUCGACUCUUGGCGGCAAAGUCUACACUUGUAGCACGCGUAGAUUCCAUACAGGGUGAUCCAUCUGGAAAUACUGGAAGGGCUUUCAAGGAUGAGAUUCACAAAAAAAUUGAGAAGUGGCAGGAGCCCCCUCCUGCAAAGCAACCAAAACCACUACCAGUUCCUGAUUCUGAGCCUAAAAAGAAGAGAGGUGGUCGGCGGCUUAGGAAGAUGAAGGAAAGGUAUGCAAUAACAGACAUGAGGAAGUUAGCCAAUAGGAUGCAAUUUGGAGUCCCAGAAGAGAGUUCAUUAGGAGAUGGUCUGGGUGAGGGCUAUGGAAUGCUUGGUCAGGCUGGCAGUGGCAAAUUGCGUGUGUCUGUUGCUCAAAGCAAACUUGCUGCAAAAGUUGCAAAAAGAUUCAAGGAAAAGAAUUAUGGUAGCAGUGGUGCUACAUCUGGUUUGACAUCAAGUCUUGCAUUCACACCAGUGCAGCAUGUAAGAUCAGGAAACUGUUCUAUGGAAAGUCCUUUGCAAACAAAUCUACAAGGUGAAGUCCUUAUGGGAUAUAGAAAGUAGAUGUAAGGGGAUUGAGCUGACAAAUCCACAGGCUCAUGCACAUCAACUUGGUAGCGGAACUCAAAGCACCUACUUCUCUGAAACAGGAACAUUUUCGAAGAUUAAGAGGACAUGAAACCGUGCAUGUAUUCAAAUUCUCAUUCAGUCCAGACAAUCCUUGGUUAACAUGCCUAGAAACUGUUGAUGCCGGUGGAUAUUACUUCGUAGGUUUAUGAUAGAUUUUUGAAGAGUAGCCGUGUUGUGAUUAUAUUGUUGAUACGUUCGCUUGUAUAUGACUUCUGCUAUGCCUUAUACCAGGUUCCUUUUCAUAGUCACAAAUUAUGAUUGAUAUAGUGACCAUUUUAUUGAGUUAGCUUGAGAACCAAAAAAACAUUCUCAUUGGAAUCGACCAAGUUUUGGUAUUUCAUGCA